CUUCCGUCAAAGGCUCUGCCGACUAGGACCGCGCUGGGGCUCAGGGUGGAAUUGCGUCCAGCGGCAGCCCGCGCCGUUCCCAGUGCGCCCGCGUGGGUGGCAGUCACGCUCUCCAUGGUGUGGCUUCCGUAGUAACCGCGCUGCGGGCGGUUUGAGGUCGGCCCAUGUCGCCUGUGUCCCGAUCCCGCCCUAAUGAGGACACUCUGGGCUCCCAGAAAGGCCGGCGUGGCUCGGGCAGCCCACCGUCCGUGUCCCAGACUCGACGAUCCCCUCGGGGAGGCGGUUUCGGCCUCGCCCUCAGCGGGUGCGAGGGGCUCGGGCCUCCGCGGGGUCCGGAGCGGCCCCGUCCAGCGCAUGCCGUCAGCCGCCCCCGGUCUGGAGAGCCGCCGCCGCCGCCGCCGGGGAUCUGCACGUUUGCCCCUUCGUCCUCCUCUUCCAUCUGUGGCGGGUACCGCUACCACCACUAUGCCGGAGACCGUUCGUGGGCCGAGGACCAGGAGAAGGAAAAGGAGGAGAGCUACAGGCAGAGGAGGCUGAAGGAAAGAGAGAGGAUUGGAGAGCUGGGAGCGCCUGAGGUGUGGGGAUUGUCACCCAAGUUUCCUGAGCCGGAUUCCGAUGAACAUACACCAGCUGAAGAUGAGGUGAAGAAUCCGAAGAGCAGCAGUUCGGAUUUCACCAACGAAGAAAAAAGGACAAGGACCAGUCAUUCAACGAAGAGAAAAAGGAAGAAAAGGCCCUCCAAAAGGAAACGUAGGAAGUAUUGUGAUAAUGACAGCAAUUCAGACUCUGACAUUUAUUCUAGCUCUGGUGGCGAUAAAAACAAAGCCAAAGCCAGGAAGAAAGAGAAGAAAAAGAAACACCGGGCAAAACAACUCAAGAAGAAGAGGAGGACUGAAAAGGAAUACAGCGACGCCGUAAGCUGCACAGCUUUAGGAAGGGAAUUGCCAGAAGAUGCGUGGAUGGAACAGUCCAUGAGUGCAGAUGCCAUGGAUUUAAUAGGCCCAGAAGCACCUGUAAUACAUACCUCUCAGGAUGAGAAACCGUUGAAUUAUGGCCACGCUCUGCUUCCGGGUGAAGGCGCGGCUAUGGCUGAAUAUGUAAAGGCUGGAAAGCGCAUCCCACGAAGGGGUGAAAUUGGCUUGACGAGUGAAGAGAUCGCCUCUUUUGAAUGUUCAGGUUACGUCAUGAGUGGCAGCAGGCAUCGCAGAAUGGAAGCUGUGAGACUGCGCAAAGAGAACCAGAUUUACAGUGCUGAUGAGAAAAGAGCCCUUGCAUCCUUUAACCAAGAAGAGAGGCGGAAGCGAGAGAAUAAGAUCCUAGCCAGUUUUCGAGAAAUGGUAUACAGAAAGACAAAAGGGAAAGAUGACAAGUGAGAACUUGUUUGUGGCAAUGCAGGACUUUUAACGACACCGGUUUUGUAUGACCAAAAUAAUAGUAAAUGACUUCACCAUUUACCAGUGAUAUUGUACUUACUGUGUUACUAAGUACGCUAGAAAAACACUUUUUGAGAUGUCAUUAGGAAUUUUUACAAACCUUGCAGGAAAUGAGUAAAAAGGUGAAUGUCACUCCCAUCCCUGAUUUACACCCCUCCCCCAAAAGCAAGUGUCUUCUGUGUCCUUCCAUGGUUUUGUGCAUAUACAAAGUAUCUUGCUACUCAAUGGGAGUGGGCCCCACCCCCACCUGCUACUGUGAUUUUAGCCCCUAGGAAGAUUUUACCUUUUGGAGUCAUUUGUCCCAGGAGGAUAAAAAGAACUUGAGCACAAUAAUACCCGAGAAGGUAACCAUUUGGAUCUAUUUGAUUCAAUGGAUUGUGUUCUGCUGGCUGUAGUUAACAGACUUGGUUAAAGACUGCUGUUUAUAACUGAAAAGCCUGGGAAGCUGUUUCCAGCAUAAUGUUAAUAGAACUUGGGACUUUUCUCUAUCUUCCUUUCCAUGGCUCAUUUUCUUUAGAGUGGUUUCCCUCACAGAAAAAAAGAGCUGCCAACUCUCUUAAAAGAAUAUUUCUUUUGAAGGAGUUGGACAUUUUCUUUCUUUGAUGCAAUGCUAUUUCUUCAUAGUACGAAAGUAGCGCCGUCAACUGCGGUGCAUUGUAAAAUUAAGAUAGCUUUGCUCUUCAUCUGACCCUAUACCAGUUUUCCUCUGCUCCCACCUAUUGCCAAUGGGAAGAUCAUGGUUUGGGCCAAAAUGGGAUGUGUAUAAGCAAAUUACACAGGGAGACAAGGCUAAUGAUAACAAUAUUCUGGUAAUCUGUUAAUAUGUACUGUUGCUGAAAUUAUUGAUAAUAGAACUUUCAUAACCACUUUUUAAAAGUGAUGUGUUCAUAAAUUCUGAACAUCAGAGCCUAGUUUAGUCUAAAAAUAGAUACAAAAAUAUGUAUGUUGUGUUUAUCUGCAAUCACUAGCAGUAGAGGUAUUUUCUCCCAGUGGCAAUACCUAAGUUAUUUCUUCUCUAUGUAUAUUACUGAAUGUUACUGAAAGUUUUAUCCAUUAUUAAUUUAAAGUUGCUUCACAGUAGUUUAGGAUGUCAUAUUCAUUUCCAUACUUUUGUGUUUUUCUCAUAUGUUUCUUCACUGAGUUCUUCUAGUGAAGUACUUAGAGCCAUCUUCAUCUGAAACGUUUUAAAACAGGAUCUGCUGAGACACUCUGGGUUUUCUGCAAGUUCUUCAUUAACUAUAGUUACCUCCCAUGAUAGAGGAGAGAAGAGCUCACUGGCAGCCUUCACAUUUUCCAAAGCACCAUCUUUUUAAGUCAUGCCCCAACUUCCAGUAGACUCUAGUAAACAUCUCCCAAAGACUGCUCUGCAGAACUAUAUUCCCACCAUUUUAAUACCAUUUUUGUUUUCCAUUUGUUUCGUCACAGUGAGAGGAAGUGUGUAUCUUGUGUAGUUUCCCAAGGGCCCCCACCCUCAGCUACCAGCACACCAUAGGCUGUGUAGUCCAUGCUUCUUACCAUAGUGUACAUUUGUAUGGCUUCUGAGAUCACUGCCAGGAAAGAAUAUUUCUGACUUGGUAUCCUUAACAAGAUUUUGCCUUAGUUGGAUUAGUGUAGUUUACAUAUCUGCUAAAAAUAAGUACUGUUGCCUGAUGAACAGAAUAGCUUACUCUGGGGUCAGUAUGGAGGCUAUGUAGGAGGACAUGGCUAUCUUAAAAUGCCGUGUUGGACAGGGAAGAUAGACAACCAAUAAAUGCCUGCUGCAGUUCUGAAUUUUAAAAUGUGUCUGUUCAUAACAUGUACUGGUAGUUUUCAAAGAAAAGCUUGGUUUUAUUGGCCAAAUCCUGAUUGAAAUGGGUUCAGGGUGUAUCCAUAAAUCAAUAUAGAAAAGCUGAAGAUCCAAAGUGCUGAAGUCUUCCAAGGAGCAGAUUAGGACCACCUAGAAGGAAAAAAAAAAAAACACUUAGGAGAUGCAAGGAAUGACGUGUUUGCAAAGCUCAUGAGGGAAGACAUUUGUUGUCCAUUGGGAUGAUGAUAUUUACUGACCCCGAUAUCUCAGCACUACCCAAACUAACUCAUCUCAUUUGAGAAAUUUCCUUUAUAAGGCUCAAAACACUAGCAAGCCCCAUAGAACUGACAGCAUGGAGAGAGUUCCAGAAUCUUGAAGGACAGUAUGGUAUGGAAGGACACCUUCAUUCAGUGUUGAACUUGCUCCAGGCUGCCCCAAAGGAGGUUGAGGGAAAUUAGUGAAAGCUGUGCACAGUCUAUUUAUGGAAACUUUAUCUUACUAUACAUAGGGGUGAACACUUUUUUCCACUUAACAGUAAAUAAUGGAAAUGUUUUAUGUCAGUAAAUAUGAAUCUAAUUUUUAAAUGAUUUUGUAAUUUCCAUUGUAUGUAAGAGUUUCUGGACAUUUGGGACUCUUCUGACUUAAUGUCAAGAGAAAUGAACUCAAGCCAACAAGACAUGUUGGUUCAUGACAUGGGUAUAAGGAGAGCACUGGAAGAAAGUCGGCAGGCUGGUGCCUCAGGCAAGGGCAAGGACGUGGAAGCUUUCAGAAGUGGGUUAUGGUCACUCCUUUUCAUCAGCUGUGAGCACCAACCUUGAAAGGUAUUUUCUCUGUACAGAUAUUUAUUGAGUAGAGAGGAAGAUAGUGCUUUGUGUGUUGUAAGUACUGUAGAUAAAUCUGUAAGUUAGCCUUAGCCACUGCCACCAUGGAAUUUAUGAUCAACUGGGGUCAAACUGGAAAAAGUUAAUUACAAAUUGCAGCACACUAUGAAAAAAAUAUAAGGCUAGAAUUCUAAGAAAUUGGCUUUCCUGGGACAGUUACUAGUGAAAAUAUAAAUGACACAUUUAAUCUCCAUACUUUGGAUCUUUAGGGGAUACUGCAAUGAUGCUUUCUAGGAAGACUGACAGUUCAACAUCACCACCAGCAUUGUACUUUUCAAAAAGCUUUGUGUCUUUGUUUUUCUGGUCAGUGAAAGUGGCUUUUCACUGUUAAUUUUAUUUUCCCUCUUCAAGAGUAAGGUAAAGCAUCUUUUUCAGUAUUUCUGAUUUUGUAGUUCCUUCCAUAUCAAGUAUUCACACUAGUGUUUGGGGAAUGUUGGACUUCUUAUCCAUCAUAAAAGCUCAUCAAGUAAUAAAAAGUUAACUUCUCAUCAA
Onychomys torridus (southern grasshopper mouse) is the source of this 4592-nucleotide messenger RNA. RefSeq names its product NFKB activating protein like (gene Nkapl). Gene Ontology annotation, biological process: regulation of gene expression. Lineage: Eukaryota; Metazoa; Chordata; Mammalia; Rodentia; Cricetidae. The coding region runs from base 165 to 1373 and encodes 402 amino acids. The transcript has a single exon. The record is from RefSeq and is a predicted model, not a curated record. Gene Ontology annotation, cellular component: nucleus. Gene Ontology annotation, molecular function: chromatin binding.